Messenger RNA from Hydra vulgaris (swiftwater hydra), 2442 nucleotides. Its product is annotated as chitooligosaccharidolytic beta-N-acetylglucosaminidase. NCBI's taxonomy places the organism in Eukaryota, Metazoa, Cnidaria, Hydrozoa, Anthoathecata, Hydridae. Gene Ontology annotation, biological process: glycosaminoglycan metabolic process; ganglioside catabolic process; carbohydrate metabolic process. Gene Ontology annotation, molecular function: beta-N-acetylglucosaminidase activity. The record is from RefSeq and is a predicted model, not a curated record. Gene Ontology annotation, cellular component: lysosome; plasma membrane.
AGUCUAUUUGUUUAUUAAACAAAAACUUGGUGUUAAAGAUAUUAAAAAUCGAGCGUGCCGAUCUGACUAGACAAAAGAAAGACGGAAAAUCUCGAACAAUAGUUCUCAAUCUUCAACUAUAUAAAGAUAAAGUGAAAAUAUUAAAAGUACUAACUCGAUUAAAAGGAACAAACAUUUUCGUUUACGAAGACUCUUCACUCGAAACCAUUGCUAUCAGAAAAAAAUCGUUUACUGACAUAAAACGAAGACGCUUAAACGGAGAGAAUGUUGCGGUUCGAACGAUUCUAACAAUGAUUGGAGUAGGUGUUUUGCUUUGGCUCAUACUUGCUACAACCCAUGCACAGCAAAAGUGUUCCAGAAAAAACUCUGUCUGGACUUGGGUUUGUCAAAAAAAUACGUGUGUGAAGGUGGAUUCUGAACCAUUUGAAAGUACAGUUGAACUUGAUACCUGUAAGUUGACAUGCGGGUCUAGUUCUAUGCUCUUUCCGAAACCAUCUGGCAAAGCAACAUUUGGAAAUGAAACGGUUUCAUUCUUUCCUACUAAAAUUCUUCUUAACAAAAUGUUAUGCGCAUCAAAAGUAUGUGAUCCAAAAAACACUUUUUAUAUUAAUGCAGCCUUUAACAGAUUUCAAAAUCAAAUUCAGGAGACUUAUACUCGGUUGAGCAAAGUUCCAACCAUUGCUAACGAUAUCAACGCUUGCAUUGACGAAACAAAGAAUCGACAAUUUUUAGUUACCAUAAAUUUAAAAUCGAAAUACGAACGUUUAACAUUGGAAACAGAUGAAAGUUAUUCCCUUGCUAUCACAUCUUCAAGUAAACAGAUUGACGCAGUGAUUACUGCAAAAACAUUUUUUGGUGCACGUCAUGGCCUUGAAACAAUUAGUCAACUUACUGCUUAUCUUCGAUCCCAUAAUUCAAUGCAAGUUGUAAACAAUGUAAACAUUGUUGACGACAAGCCUGCAUAUAAAUAUAGAGGACUUAUGCUAGACACUAGCAGAAACUACUUUUCUGUUGACAGUAUAUUGCGUUUAAUUACAGCUAUGUCUUAUAACAAAAUGAACACCCUUCAUUGGCAUAUUACUGAUACGCACAGUUUUCCGAUUGAAAUUAAGUCUGUGCCACAACUUCUUCAGUAUGGUUCAUAUAGCCCAUCGCGUAUUUAUACUCAUUUGGAUGUACGUAAAAUAGUAGAUCAUGCAGCAGUUCAUGGAGUCCGAGUUUUACCAGAGUUUGAUCAACCGGCUCAUUGCGGUGAAGGAUGGGAAUGGGGUCCUAAAGCUGGUCUUGGCAAUUUAGCAGUGUGCGUUGACAAAGAACCCUGGCAAAAGUACUGCGUUGAACCACCUUGUGGACAGUUGAACCCUACAAACGAUCAGUUGUAUAAUGUACUUGGAAAAAUUUAUAAAGAAUAUUUCGACUUGUUUAACCCAGAUAUUUUCCAUGCUGGUGGAGAUGAGAUUAAUAUAAAUUGUUGGAAUACAACGUCAGAAAUAACUGAUUGGUUACACAAGAAUUACAAAGGAGUUGGGGAAAAUGAGUUUAUGAAAAUGUGGGGAAUGUUUCUACAGAAAUCAUCUCAAAAGAUUUUUGAAGCCAAUGAAAAUAAAGAGCUUCCAUUAAUUCUGUGGACAAGUAAAAUGACGUCAAUAAAGUAUUUAAAUAAAUAUAUGGAUCCAAAAAAACACAUCGUUCAAAUUUGGACAGCAUCGACUGAUAAUGAGCUUCAAUCAAUUGUUGAAAGCGGAUUUAAAACAAUAUUUUCUACUUAUGAUACAUUAUACCUGGAUUGCGGUUACGGAAACUGGUUAGUUGAGGGUAACAACUGGUGUUCACCAUACAAAGAUUGGAAACUUUUAUACGGUAACGAUCCUGUUAGGAUACUUAAAUCAUUUAACGUCACAGUGACUCAUAAAAUAAAAGACAGUAUAUUGGGUCAAGAGUCUGCUAUGUGGUCUGAACAGGUUGAUGAAUAUACGUCCGAGGGAAAAAUAUGGCCAAGAACAGCUGCACUUGCUGAACGACUUUGGACGAACCCAUCACACGAUUGGCGUGAUGCUGAAUACCGAUUAAUUUUUCACCGAGAAAGAUUAGUUGAAAGAGGAAUCCAAGCAGAUGCUUUGCAACCUUUAUGGUGUUUACAAAAUGCUGGUCAUUGCUAUUAUGACUCAAAUAUUCAGGGAGAACACUAAAAAGUAAAACCACUGCAACCCAUCAUCCCAUCAACCCAUCAUCCCAUCAUCACUGUGGCUGUAUUUCCAUUCUUUAUCUUUAAGUUAAAAAAAGUUUAUUAACUUUUAUAAAUAAUUUUUUUUUUUGUAUUCUUCGUUUGAUAAACAAUAAAAAAUUUUAUGUGUUAUCAUUUACAACUGUUAUGUAAACAUUUAUAACACUCAGGAAAAAAUGUUUAACAGCUAUGCAAAAAUUACAAAAUUGAAUAUAAUA